Oldenlandia corymbosa var. corymbosa is the source of this 1029-nucleotide messenger RNA. The record is from the annotation of a GenBank genome assembly. NCBI's taxonomy places the organism in Eukaryota, Viridiplantae, Streptophyta, Magnoliopsida, Gentianales, Rubiaceae.
AUGAACUUCAUCAAGUGGCGCUGGUGGAGUCAGAGGAAUGAAGAUUUGUACCGGGUUCUGCUUGUAUUGUUUCUUGGUCAAGUGGUUUCUUUCGCAAUGGCGUUAGCUCACUUCACAUCUUCCUUAAUCGCCAAUCUUGGUGCAAAUACGCCACUUACUCUAUCAUUCUUCUCUUACUCGGCUUUGGCCCUUGUGUAUGGUAGCAUUUUGGUGUACCGCCGACAGAAACUCCUGGUCCCUUGGUAUUGGUAUCUUCUCUUGGGUUUUGUUGAUGUCCAAGGAAAUUAUCUCGUUAACAAAGCUUACCAGUACACAACAAUAACUAGUGUGACAAUCCUGGAUUGCUGGACAAUUGCAUGGGUAGUCAUACUCACAUGGAUUUUCCUCGGCACUCGAUAUACCCCAUGGCAAUUUUGUGGUGCGGCUGUCUGCAUUCUGGGGCUUGGAAUGGUACUUCUAUCUGAUGCUCGGGUUGGUGGUGGAGGUGGUUCAAGGCCCUUUUUUGGAGAUUUGCUAGUAAUAGGAGGGACUGUAUGUUAUGCCCUGAGCAAUGUUGGCGAGGAGUUUUGUGUGAAGAAGAAAGAUCGUGUUGAAGUUAUAUCAAUGCUUGGCCUUUUCGCAAUGCUCGUGAGUGUUGGUCAGAUAGCUGUCACGGAACUUAAGAGUUUGGAAGCUGUCAAGUGGACUUCAGAAAUGAUAUUAGCAUUCUUUGGUUAUGCAGUGGCAAGCUUUACAUUCUAUUCUGUCGUUCCUUUUGUUAUGAAGAUGAGCGGAGCCACUCUCUUCAAUCUGUCUCUUCUCACAUCUGAUAUGUGGGCUGUUGUCAUCCGUAUUUUUUUCUACAAGCAGCAGGUUGACUGGUUAUACUAUCUAGCUUUUGCAUUAGUAGGUGUUGGCCUCACUAUAUACUCCAAGAGCGAUAAUAGCCCCAUGGGAGCUGUCGAGGAUGAAGACCCCGUCUCCCAUCUUGGAUUGCUGGAGGAUGAAGCAACAGAUUUCAGAGACAACGAGGCUGCACGGCCAUUAUGA